Messenger RNA from Maylandia zebra (zebra mbuna), 1706 nucleotides. RefSeq names its product growth factor receptor-bound protein 2b (gene grb2b). The record is from RefSeq and is a predicted model, not a curated record. Lineage: Eukaryota; Metazoa; Chordata; Actinopteri; Cichliformes; Cichlidae. Gene Ontology annotation, molecular function: protein binding.
GUCAUAAACCUUAUGCUAGUGGCUAGUUUUUUAGGCUUCUAGGACGGGUGUAAGCGACACCACACGUACCUUGCUGGUUGCCUCUAGAGGAAGCAGGGAGUGGAUAAUUACACGACAGAGUUUUGCUGUUUUUUUUUUAUACAGUGACACUAUCGAAACGGAAUAUCUAUAGUGGUACCUUUCUGCCACCUUUAUGUGAGGUCUCAAACCUAAGGGAACGGGUCAUUGACUGGAGGAGAGACGCAGAGAAAGUAUUUGAUCACAGAAGCCUGGAUACAUUUUUUAGUUUGUUUUUUUUUCUCUUCAGUCACUGAAACGGCUGCAGAUAAGCAGUUUUACAGCAGCUAUAAGGACCAUGGAGGCCAUUGCCAAAUACGAUUUCAAAGCUACUGCUGAUGAUGAGCUUAGUUUCAAACGUGGAGAUGUCCUCAAGGUAUUAAAUGAAGAGUGUGAUCAAAACUGGUACAAGGCAGAGCAGGAUGGAAGAGAAGGCUUCAUCCCCAAGAAUUACAUACAGAUGAAACCCCAUCCGUGGUUCUUUGGGAAGAUUCCCCGUGCCAAAGCAGAGGAGAUGCUAAACAAACAGAGGCAUGAUGGCGCUUUCCUCAUCAGAGAGAGCGAGAGUGCACCGGGGGAUUUCUCUCUGUCUGUGAAGUUUGGAAAUGAUGUCCAGCACUUCAAGGUUCUUCGUGACGGAGCUGGGAAGUAUUUCCUAUGGGUGGUGAAGUUUAACUCCCUCAAUGACUUGGUGGAAUACCACCGCUUGAACUCAGUCUCCCGCAAUCAGCAGAUCUUUCUUCGAGAUAUAGAGCAGGUCCCCCAGAAUCCCACAUAUGUGCAGGCGCUCUUCGACUUUGACCCCCAGGAGGAAGGCGAAUUGGGUUUCCGACGCGGCGACUUCAUUCAAGUCCUGGACAACUCUGACCCCAACUGGUGGAAAGGAGGCUGCCACGGCCAAACGGGCAUGUUCCCUCGCAACUACGUCACGCCUGUCAGUCAGAACAUGUAAACAGUCAGACCAUGUAAACAACAACAACCACCACAACAGCAACCAUCACCACCACCACCAUCAUCAUCGUUUUUGAUCUCAUCUGAACCCCACCCUUCCCAAACCCAACCCCCUUCCCACCUCUCUCUCGGCCAUCCCACGAUAAUGGGAGCAAAGAGAACGCAAACAACUGAAAGACAGAGAAUAAAAAUGACAGGAGCAACGCUGUCGUGGGCGACGCUGUGUGGGUGACAGCUGAGCAAAAAAAUCAACUUUUAUUUGUGCUGAGAAUGUUCACAGUGAACGCCUCAGCGAGGACCGAACUGUCUUUGAGGGAAAUCUAGAUGCAGCAUACAUUAGCGUCCUGCUUCAACCGUGAAGAUAACCAAAUGAUUCAACCGCUCCCACAGCUGCUUCUGUCUCCUCCUUAACUUCCUAACAGUCUGCCUUUCUUUUGUUCUGUUUUCUUUGCCACUUUUUGUUUUAAUCAACUGAACGAAGAGCCUACUGAUGAAUCCUAACUCUGUUUUAAAGAAAAGAAAAUACAUAAAAAUAUAUAAAAUUUAAAAAAAAAAAGAAGAAACUGUUUUAGAAAUGUACAAAAAGAAGAGGAAAAGAUGAUUGCAUCAACAAUACAUAAAGUCUCCAUGUUUAAGAUCAUUGGCAGAGAAUUGUACAUCAGCCUCAGGCUGCAUAAAUAAAUCAAUUAUAGAGAGAA